AUGAAGGGCUUGGCGGCAAGCGGGUUCCCAGGCGGCGGAUCCGGGGCGGUUCCCGGGGCAUACGGAAGCAACGGUGGAGCCUUUGGGCCGUCCAGUUCUUUCGGAUCGUCCCUGGUUUCUAGCAGUGCGUUAGGGAGCGUCAUGAACUCGAUCAGGAAAGUGGAAGUGACCCGUGAACUCGUCUGCAAAGGCACAGUUUCGGCGAGCGUGGGCAUUGCGCUUGGCAUCAUUGCCUCGCUUAUUGUGAACUGUACCUUGGUCGAGAUCUCCAUGUCCUCGUUUUUUUCCUUUUACUUUGGACUUCUCUUCGUCACCGUCGGGAGCGUCAUUCUGUGGCGCAUUCAAGUAACCAGUAAAAUGGCGGCAGAUAUCUCCGUAGGAGGAGGGGAAGGCGACCAGCCGAGAAAGAUGCAGUUGCAAUUCUUUGCAGCCUUGAUUAUUGUCUCGGGUAUCCUCUGUUUUGUCCUGAAAAAGAAUUGGUUCGUGGGUCUGCAUCCGGUCGUCAAGGUGCCCCUAUACACUCUUCUUGGCAUAUCUGUCGCCUUUGCCCUCACUUUCUCUCUCGUCGAUAUGGUAAACUAUCUCCUCGGCUUCUUCCAGUCCGCCGUCGCGAAACCGCUCGUGGAAUCCAAAGAGCAAGUCAACCUGGUGCUCUUCAUUGCCCUUCUUAUGGGCGGCUUAUUUGGUUUCAUUUUCGGCGUCCUAGAUGUGGAAGAUGAGGUCCAGUACCACGUCCGUCUGGCGCUCUUGAGGGAGCAGCAUCUCUGCUAUCCAAUCGGAGCCAUUCUGGGAGGGCUCGCCGGCCUCGGCAACGAAAUUCUUAGACAAGCAGAUGAGGCAAAAAUCCGGAAGCUGGCGACAGAAUUCGAUGAAGAAAUAUAA
Messenger RNA from Neospora caninum, 882 nucleotides. RefSeq lists its product as hypothetical. Bases 1 to 882 code for a protein of 293 amino acids. The transcript has a single exon. NCBI's taxonomy places the organism in Eukaryota, Apicomplexa, Conoidasida, Eucoccidiorida, Sarcocystidae. The record is from RefSeq and is a predicted model, not a curated record.